GAAGGGAGACAACCAUUCGCGGGAAUGACAGAGGUCAAAGGUUAAAUAAUAUAGCCGAGACCGGAGAGCGAAAAUGGCCGGCGACCAGAAACAGUUUGAGACCUUAUUAGAGGCUUUGAUGAGCCCCGAGAAUGAUAAAAGAACAGAGACUGAGGACAUUUAUGACAAGAUUGAUAUUUCACAGAAAGUCACUUACCUAGUUACAGCCUUGAGAAGUGCGGACAAUGCAAUUGAGGUUCGAACUUUAGCAGCUGUUUUGUUGCGGCGCUUGUUUACCAAUGACUUUAAUGAAUGGUGGCCAAAGAUUUCUCCGGAACUUCAGGCAGGGGUCAAAACAGAACUUAUGAAAGGUAUUCAAGAGGAGUUGACGCCCCCUGUGAAGAGAAAAGUGUGUGAUGCUACUGCCGAGUUGGCCAGAAAUUUGAUUGAUGAAAGUAACACACAGACCUGGGGGGACUUUCUAAAGUUUAUGUUUGAGUGUGCUAGCGCAGAGGACGUUAGUUUGAAAGAAAGUGCACUUCAUAUAUUCAGUGUGGUGCCUGGAAUAUUUGGAGACGCCCAAACCCAAUAUUUAGAUGUGAUAAAACAGAUGUUGGCUCAGAGCCUGGCGGUCCAGGAUGCACCCAGUGUCGGAUUCGAGGCUGUGAAAGCCCUUACAGCAUUUCUCACCACAAAUGAAGGGGAGGCCUCGAUUGUACACCAUUUUCGAGAUUUACUUCCAGGAGUCAUACAAGCUGUUUCGGAAAGUGUUAACCAGCAGGAUGACGACACUGUAUUGAAAUGUUUAAUAGAACUGGCAGAAAAUGUGCCAAAAUUUCUUCGGCCACAAGUGGAAAAUGUCCUUACAUUUGCAAUGAAGGUGUUGUCUGAUACUAACUUGCCAGAUACUUGGAGGCAGCUAGGACUGGAGGCAAUUGUUACACUGGCUGAGUCUGCACCAGGAAUGGUCAGGAAAUGUGCAAAACUUAUACCAAUGUUAGUACCCCAAGUGUUGGCUAUGAUGGUAGAUCUGGAAGAAGAGGAGGAUUGGGCAGUACAGGACGAGGUAGAUAAUGAAGAUGAGGACAGUAACUCAGUGGCUGGAGAAAGUGCCUUAGACAGACUGUGUUGUGCCCUUACAGGAAAAACCAUGUUACCGCAUGUACUAGCUAAUGUACCGCAGAUGUUGCAAAACAGUGACUGGAGGUACAGGCAUGCAGCUUUGAUGGCAGUGUCAGCAUCGGGAGAGGGUUGUCAUGCACAGAUGGAGCAUAUGCUCGGCAGCAUUUUAGAGGGUAUUCUCCCUUUCUUGAAAGAUCCACAUCCUAGAGUAAGGUAUGCAGCCUGUAAUGCUAUAGGGCAACUCUCCACUGACUUUGGUCCCAAUUUCCAGAAGAAAUUUCAUGAAAAGGUUGUACUUGAAGUGUUGUCUGUGAUGGAUGAUGACUCAAACCCCAGGGUACAGACACAUGGAGCAGCCGCCCUAGUCAACUUCAGUGAAGAUUGCCCAAAAGGAAUCCUUGUACAGUAUAUUGAUGCAAUAAUGAACAAACUAGAAAAAGUGCUGUCUAAUAAAAUGAAAGAGCUAAUGGAGAAAGGUACAAAGAUGGUUCUUGAACAGAUGGUGACCACACUGGCUUCAGUGGCAGAUACAGCAGAGGAAAAAUUUACAAAUUAUUAUGACAGAUUUAUGCCAGUUCUGAAGUAUAUAGUACAACAUGCAGACAACACAAACUACAAAUUAUUGAGAGGAAAGACAAUAGAAUGUAUCAGCUUGAUAGGUUUAGCAGUAGGCAGGGAAAAGUUUAUGCAGGAUUGCAGUGAUGUGAUGCAGUUAUUGUUGAAAACACAGACAGAUAUGACUGACCUUGCUGAUGAUGAUCCACAGAUUUCGUACAUGAUUGCAGCAUGGGCAAGAAUGUGUAAAAUACUCGGCAAAGAUUUUGAGCAAUACCUUCCAUUAGUUAUGGGCCCUGUACUACGAGCAGCAUCUUUGAAACCAGAGGUGGCUGUAUUGGACAGUGAAGAUCUUCCAGAGGUUGAAAAUGAUACAGACUGGCAGUUUGUUACCCUCGGUGAUCAGCAAAGUUUCGGUAUCAAAACAGCUGGUCUAGAGGAGAAAUCCACAGCCUGUCAGAUGUUGGUAUGUUACGCAAGAGAGUUAAAGGAGGGGUUUGCAUCAUAUACAGAAGAAGUAGUCAAUAUAAUGGUGCCACUGCUUAAGUUCUUUUUCCACGAUGAGGUAAGAACGUCAGCGGCAGAAAGUUUACCAUACCUCAUAGAAUGUGCACAGAUCCGGGGAGAAAAAUAUGUAGAGGAAAUGUGGAAAUACAUUUGUCCAAAUCUUCUGAAAGCCAUAGAGCUGGAACCAGAAAUAUCUGUCUUACCAGAACAUAUGGGAGCUUUAGCUAAAUGUAUAGAAAUUCUGGGAAAAGGAUGUUUAAACCCGGAGAUGAUGAAUCAGUUAAUGCAAAUAUUAGAUAAACAGUUAAAAUCACAUUUUGAAAGACAACAUGAACGACAAGAGAAAAGAAAAGACGAAGAUUACGAUGAUGUUACAGAAGAGCAACUGAUGGAAGAGGAUGAUGAAGAUGUAUAUAUUCUUAGUAAAAUAUCUGAUAUAAUUCACUCAUUAUAUGGAACGUAUAAAGAGGACUUCAGUGUGCACUUUGAUACCUUGCUGCCUUAUUUCGUCAAACUUGUGGGUCCUGACAGACCAUGGCCAGACAGGCAGUGGGGUCUUUGUAUAUUUGAUGAUGUUCUUGAACAUGAAGGACCUCGGUCUGUGAAAUAUCAGGAAUUUUUCCUACAAAGUUUACUCAAUAGUGUCUGUGAUAAACAAGCGGAGGUGAGGCAGGCCGCUGUAUAUGGUGUGGGCAUUAUGGCAAUGUUCGGAGGAGAUGCAUAUGUUCAUAUAUUUCCAGAAAUUAUGCCACGAUUAUUACAAGUGAUACAAGAUCCAGAAUCGAGAUCCGUGGAAAACAUGAAUCCCACAGAGAAUGCUAUAUCAGCUGUUACAAAGAUCUGUAAAUACCAUGGUGAUAAAGUUAACCUAACAGAGUUACUUCCCAUGUGGCUGUCAUGGUUACCAGUAACAGAAGAUGAAGAUGAGGCUUGUCAUAUAUAUGGAUACUUGUGUGACUUGAUGGAAAGCAAUAAUGCACUAGUUUUGGGUGAGAAUCAUCGGAACUUACCAAUCCUUGUACAGAUAAUCGCUGAAGCUUUACACCACAGUGUUCUAGACAAAGAUGAAGAAGUGAAAAAUAGAGUACUUGGCCUUGCAAGAACUGCAAUGGCAAACCAAGAAGUGUGUCAAGCCUGUUUAAGUAUACUGAACGAGGACCAGAAGACGGCAUUACAGGACGAACUCUCUAAACCAGUACCUGCCCCACAACAAUGACAACAAGAAUGAAUUAGUCGGAAAAAAACAUUGAAAAACCAAUCACAUCUGCAAAUAAAUUUUUCAAUAUAGUGAAAAGAGCAGGAUGAUCAAGUUUCAAUAAACUUUAGAAAAUAAUUUUGCCUGCUUUGCAUUUCUUCAAAGUGCUUUGAUGAGAGAAAAAAUUUUCCAAUGAAGUUUUCCAUUCACCUGUUUGCAUAUUCCUGCAAUUACAGACUUAACGAGUGAAGUUAUUUCCUCAGAAGGAAGUCUUCCCCGUGCUUGCUGGCAACUGCUGCAUUUGAAAAUGCUACCAACGAGGGAAAGUAACAAUUGUUUAGCUGAAUUGAGACAUACACCACACAGUUGUUUCUGAAAUAAUGCUAUCAAAGUUCUUUUCUGGGAAAGCAGAUUUUCAGGAAACUUAAUAAGAGUGAAAAAUUCAGCUGUGUGUUACAGCUUGAUAGAAAGGGUAUAACUACGUAUUCAAAUUGAUACCCUAACAGCUUUUUGUCUUUCAUUUGGUGUUGAAUUCGCAUGUGUUAUUUUUGUCCAAGAUUAUUUGUUGCUACUGUUUGAAAUUGCAUGGCAAAAUUUAUGAAGAAUGGCAAUCUGGCCUUCGCAGACAAGUGCAAUUUUUAUGAGUCUAUAUGCAACAUGUUUGAUUGUAUACAAUCAGUUACAAAACAUUUUAUAAUUUAGAUACGGUAAAAAGAUCUUUGAAAUUUUGUGGAGUUCUGUAUUUAAAAUUAAUCUCUUAAAUAGUAAGACAUUAAAGAGGCUGCUCAAUCCAGGGGUCGUGUGUUCGAGCCCCACUGGGGUCAUGAGCAUUACUUCUCAUAUGAUGCCAGUACUGGUUUUUCCAGGAAGGGGACUCAAGGGUGGUUCCAAUAAGCUUGAAGCUUUAAUCAAAAUAGAGACAAAACAAAUUAGUAUAAACUAAAGAGACUGUUUCUGUUUGAAGAUUUUUUUAACACCAAUCUUGUUUGAUUUGAGUUUGAAUUUUACAUAAGUGCUGCCAUUGUCUUAAUACUUGUGUUACACAAUUGAAUUAAAAAUAAAUGAAGUUUUAAUGUUUAGACAUAGUUUAAACAUUCAGAAUUGAAUAUUUGUGACUACCUGUUUAUGGUCAGUGUGUAUUUUGUUGUGAAAUAUAUUAUGCAUGAUUGGCUUAUCAGUUUGAGAUUUUUACAAGCUUUGCUAAACAUUUUGUUAAGUUCAAAUGCUAUUUCAAAAGGAUUUCAAGGUUUCUUGCAAUUUUCAUGUUUUUUUUAAAUCCCAAAUAGAAAAAUGAUUGAAAUCUUGUAAAUAUAUUUUGUAUGCAACAUAUAUACAUAUAUUUAAAUCAUCAUGUCAUAGAAUCAACAUUUAAUAUAUUCUGUGUCCAUUACUUACUUGUGUACUAGCAUUCUAUGUAAGUUAUAUGUGUGUUUAGCAAGGUCAGACAUACAUUUCUCAGGAUCAUGUGUUAAAGUGUGUUUUACAUGUAUUAAAAUGUUUUAUUUAGUAUGAUUGUAAUAAACAACCCCUGUAUGUGAACAGGCCCCAUGUGGUUCUGGGACGAUCUAUGUAUACCACUGCCUUACCCUUGCAUGAUCGUAAGAGGCGACUAAUAGGGUCUUAACACUUGGUUUUGCUGUAACUCUGUGAUGCCAGCAGGUAUGCAAAUUUUGAUUCCAUACCUCAUGUUUUUAUUUCGAUGUAAAUGAGAUGUGAAACCAAAAUUUGUAGUCCUGUUUGGCGCCAUAUAACCUAUACUGUGUUGGUGCGCCGUAAAACCCAAAUAAAUAAAUGUAUGUGAACAGAAGAAAGGAAAAGAAAAAAAAAUCUCUGUUCAUCUAAAACUUUGAUUUCAAAAUCUUUACAAAUAUGAAAGUUUUUAAUAAAGUGAUGCAUAUAUUUUGUAAAGAGGUUGUGAGUUUACAAUGCCAUUUGUAAAAGAAUUAAUUUUCUUGUAAUGUGUGCUUAACUAGCCCCGUCUUAAUUUGAAAUUCAAGGGUGGUAGUUUUUAUUCACUAUCCUUUUUAUACGCCUGUCUCUGAAAGAGCAGGGCGUAUUAUGUGAACACCUGUGGCGGGCGGGCGGUUGGCGUCCAAAAGCAUGUCCGCUCUCAAAGUCUAACAGUUUUCAUCCGAUCUUUACCAAACUUGGUGACAAUGUUUGUGGCCAUAAUAUAUCGGCCAAGUUCGAUAAGCAGCCAAAUUGCCCCAGGCACUCUUGGAUUAUUGCCCUUGAAUUACUUGAAAAACUGCGAAUUUAGCCUUCUCCGCUCUCUAAGUCAAACAAUUUUCAUCCGAUCUUCACCAAACUUUGUGACAAUGUUUGUGGGCAUAAUAUCUCAGCCAAGUUUGAUAACCAGCCAGAUCGUUCUAGGUGCUCUUGGAUUAUUUGUGGGCAUAAUAUUUCGACAAAGUUCGAUAACCAGCCAAAGCACCCUAGGCACUCUCGAAUUAUGGCGCUUGAAUUAUUAAAAAAAAAUGCAAAUUUAGCCUUGUCCGCGGUCUAAGUCAAACAGUUUUCAUCCAGUCUUCCACAAACUUGCAGAUAAUGUUUGUGGGCAUAAUAUAAUAUCUCAGCCAAGUUCAAUAACCAGCCAAAACGACCCAGGCACUGGUAUUAUGGCCCUUGAAUUACUCGAAAUCUGCAAAUUUAGCCUUGUCCACUGUCUAAAUUGAACAGUUUUCAUCCGAUAUUCCCCAAACUUGCUGACAAUGUUUGUGAGCAUAAUAUCUCAGCCAAGUUUGAUAACCAGCAAAAUUGCCCCAGACACACUUGGAUUAUGGCCCUUGAUUUAUAAACUAAUGAUUUUAUUAGGGGCUUGAAUAAGAUAUUAUAAACUGUACAAAUGUAGCUCCAAUGAAUAGUUACUUUCAGCAAUGUAGAGAAACUUAGAAGAAAGUUUUGGCAAGUUGAAUAAAUGAAGUUUCCAAGUGUCUUUGUGUAAAUUCUAGGUUGAAAAUGUUGAUGCAUUUUACUGUCUAACUUUCUCCUUCGUUUUGAUGUUUUGGUGCAUUCAAAGUGCUAUGCUUUUGUUAAUCAAGUGAUAUAUUAGGGGAUUGUUUGUUGAUUUUCUCAUUGAAUUGUUGAUGCUUUUUUGUCAAACAUGCCCAUGAAUUCAUUUCUCAGAUAAUUCCAUGUAAAUGCUGUAAAAAGAAAUAAAAAAAAACAUGUAUAUCAUUCACCAA
This is a messenger RNA of Mercenaria mercenaria, 6543 nucleotides long. RefSeq names its product importin-5-like. The coding region runs from base 74 to 3379 and encodes 1101 amino acids. Gene Ontology annotation, molecular function: nuclear import signal receptor activity. Gene Ontology annotation, biological process: protein import into nucleus. Gene Ontology annotation, cellular component: cytoplasm; nucleus. The record is from RefSeq and is a predicted model, not a curated record. NCBI's taxonomy places the organism in Eukaryota, Metazoa, Mollusca, Bivalvia, Venerida, Veneridae. The transcript is spliced from 26 exons.